AUGGCUCGACACAGCGGACCUUUCAUCGUACAGGAAGCGUUUGCAGAGAGUCGCCUGGACAAACCCGACUGGAGUGUCUCUGGACUCCGCCUUCCCGCCGAGUACGAACGGAGGAGACGGAGGCUAGCGGCGAACGCCCGCGAGCGCCGGAGGAUGCUGGGACUGAACGUGGCGUUCGAGCGGCUGCGUAGCGUCAUCCCGCGACUGCAGAGCGACCGGAGGCUCUCCAAAUCAGAGACGCUGCAGAUGGCGCAGAUCUACAUCGGAACUCUGAGCGAGAUGCUACAAAACAGAGCGCAGGCCCCGGACCAGAUCUCGGACACGGAGAACGGCGCGGGCAAAGCCGAGGACGGCGCGGGACGGGACUCUGACGCGUGUAGUGGAGGACGGGACGAGGAUCCGCUGCAGCACGAGCUCAAAGGUGACACGGACAUCUGGGAACGGACCAGCGGCGUGAAGUAG
Molecule: messenger RNA, 462 nt
Organism: Clarias gariepinus (North African catfish)
Lineage: Eukaryota; Metazoa; Chordata; Actinopteri; Siluriformes; Clariidae
Gene: atoh1c
Product: atonal bHLH transcription factor 1c
Exons: 1
Coding region: 1-462 (153 amino acids)
Molecular function (GO): protein dimerization activity
Source: RefSeq, a predicted model, not a curated record